Puntigrus tetrazona (Sumatra barb) is the source of this 3687-nucleotide messenger RNA. It is a transcript of the gene mchr2b, whose product is annotated as melanin-concentrating hormone receptor 2. The record is from RefSeq and is a predicted model, not a curated record. The transcript has 2 exons. Gene Ontology annotation, molecular function: G protein-coupled receptor activity; neuropeptide binding. Lineage: Eukaryota; Metazoa; Chordata; Actinopteri; Cypriniformes; Cyprinidae. The coding region runs from base 257 to 1297 and encodes 346 amino acids. Gene Ontology annotation, cellular component: neuron projection; membrane. Gene Ontology annotation, biological process: neuropeptide signaling pathway.
GGCUCCAGCUUUUGGGCACUUACUAAAACAGUGUCUCAGGAGACUGAGGAAGCAUCGGCAAACUCAAUGAAAAGCAAAGCAGAAGACAACAGGGCGAUAACUGACAGCCGAGGAGAGCUUUCACAACUUUAGAAGGUUUGAAUAUGAAGUAAAGCCCUGCGUAAAAAGCUUGCGUAAUCGCGCGCAGACGAGGCGACAAUUUGCAUAGUUAUUUUUUUUUAAGUUUUUGGUUUUUGUUUUUGUUUUUUUUUUUAAGAUGAACGCCUCGGAUAUUCUUUGCGAUUCCGAAUUUGCAAAUUCGUCCAACUUCUCGUGCGUGAACCGAACCGGCCCGUCAUACAGCAUUAUUGACAUCGCGUCUUUCAUGCACAUCUUCCCCACCAUCUACGGCAUUCUGUGUUCGGUUGGAGUUCUGGCCAACGGGUUGGUGAUCUAUGCUGUGGCAUCAUGCAAGAAAAAGAUGGUCUCUGACAUUUAUGUGCUGAACCUGGCCAUCGCAGACCUGCUAUUCCUGUUGGUGAUGCCUUUCAACAUCCAUCAGCUGGUCCGGGACAGACUGUGGGUCUUUGGCCACUUCAUGUGUAAAGCUGUGGUGGUGGUGGAUGUCAGUAACCAGUUUACCACGGUGGGCAUUGUGACUGUGCUCUGCAUUGACAGGUACAUUGCAAUAGUACAUCCUACGUCUGAAAAGAGGACCAUUCAGUGGACCAUCGUCAUUAACAUUUUGGUGUGGGUGGGCAGCUUCCUUCUGAGCAUCCCAGUCAUGAUUUACGCAAAAGUCAUCUCCAAAAAGAACAUGGACAUGUGUAUGAUUUAUCUGGAUGGGCCUCAGGAUAUGUACUGGUACACGCUCUACCAGUCCAUGCUGGGAUUCAUCGUCCCCCUCAUUAUAAUAAGCACAUUUUACACCCUCACUCUGUACCACGUGUUCCGCUCCAUCCGGCGGGUCAAACGCAAGCAGUCGGUGUGGGCCAAACGGGCCACUAAGACGGUAGUGAUGGUGAUCGCCCUGUUCCUGGUCUGCUGGUCGCCAUAUCACGUGAUCCAGGUGAUCAACCUCAGCAUCCAGCAGCCCACCAGCGCCUUUGUGUACGCUUACAACAUCAGCAUCUGCCUGAGCUACUCUCACAGCUGCAUCAACCCUCUAAUGCUGCUGGUGUUCGCCCAAAACUACCGCGACCGCCUCUGCCAUCGCAAAGAGCUGCGCUCCCAGAUCAGCUCAUCCAAGACCACCGUCAAAACCGACGGAGGGUCCAGCAUGAGCCCCGACUCCAACCACCGCUGUACCGUUAUCUAGCGCCCGUCGAGCCUUGCGCUAACCGAGGAGAAAAGUCGAAGGCUGCACUGCGACACUUGCUGAACGAGUGUCAGUCGCACGGUAGCUUGUUUCUCAAAGGGGAAAACUGUGAACGAAACAUGCAUUCAGGAGGCACGAAAGAGUCAGCACUUGACUGCGUUUGUGCUUUAUGUCACAAUCUGGAAAAGUUAUUAUAGUGUCCGAUUACUGUUUUCAGUGUUUACUGUUAAUUUAUCUGUUAUAUGCCGUUAAUGUAUCUGUUGUUUUGAAUGGUUCAUCCAAAAACGUCCUGUCAUCAUUUACAAACUAUUGUGUAUUUUUUGCAAUAAAUGCAACAGGUUGGAAAUAGUUUUUUUUCUUUAAGAAGUUAUGGUGAAUAGAGACAGAGGCUUGCGAGCUUUGUGAAGAAAAUAUCGUAAGUGUUAGUGCAGCUUCUGUUGAGCAUUUUAAGUUAUAAUAUUUUUUUAUCCUUUGUUCUAGGAACAAACUAUAAUUCAGAUGAGUGUCACCGAUAAUACUUCCUUCCUGUGAGCAGCUUUUCACUAUAAGCAGAUCAUUUCGGUGAACUGGAUUAGUUCAGUUUAUAAAUGAAUUUUUCAGAUCGAUUUAAUGAAUGAAUCUACUGAUUCAUUGAAACAAAUCAAAAUUAUCCAUGCACAAGAUUUGUUUUGCUAUAGUAUAGCUUUAUAAACUUGGAAGUGCAUGAAUCGUAUGUGCCAUUGUGCGAUGCUAUUGUACUAUAUUUUUUUUUAGUUUUUUUAGUUUUAGUGAUGGUUCAAAGUAAGAAAAAGAUGACAGCAUUUCCGAGUAUCAGGAUUUUUGUAAUACAUUAUCGGCGGCUUUUGUUUGCGUUUGUAAGGAAGGAUAGACCAAAUCAGAACGGUCUUUUAUGCAGACGUCAGAAAAUGUCUUUGUCUUUUUGUGGGUGUUGAAGAAUUUUUUUUUGUGAGUGAAAUAAGCAACUAUGCCAAUCAAAGACACAGGCCUAACCGAUCCUAAAUAUGAAAUUCCAUUGCAUUUCAAAUGUAAAUACACAUUUACACAUUUAAAUGAAAUGGUUUUAAAUGUCUCCAAAUGUUACUGGUUCCUCUGACCUCAUGCUGUCAUGCAUGUCUGUUUAGUCUUGACUUAAGACAUUGUACAAGAUAUAAUAUCCAUGACUGUAUGCUUCUGAGCAUUUUAUUACAUGAAUUCACAAAGAUAUCCAGUGUGAAAUUCCCCGUGUGGUUCUGUUUUCCCAUUUUUUUCUAAGAAGCCCCUGCGGCCUGUGUGAGAACAGUCAUGUUCACUGUUAACGUGUGACACGUAAACUAUGUGUGACUAGUCACAUUUCAGUCUUGCCACCCUCAAUCAACACAUGCCUGGCAAAUAAACAAAGAACUGCAAAAUGUAUCUUAUAUAUUAUGCCGUGCAUUGACAAAUUGCUUUUAGUAGGGAAGGCGAAGAGAAAAGGCAGAUGACAAUUUUAGGUUUUUAAGGGAGAAGAACUGUAUACUUGGUCACCGAUUUAACAUAUACCUCCUGUUUUUUGUCUGUCCAUACCAUCCUGUAGGCUUUUGUUUUUAUAAUAUGUGCAUAAAUUUACUAAAUAAAACCAUGACCAUUUGGAUAUAAAAUCAAGUAGUUCUUGCAUCAGAUUGUAAAUAAGCAAUCACACUGUAUAGAAUGCGAAGCACUUCAGAAAUAUUUCAGACAAAAAUCUACGUUUGCUGAAAAUGAGCUGACCCUCAGAGUUUGUUUCUUUAUCUGUACAGAUUCGGAUCCUCUGCGGCGGACGCUACAGUGAUAUUUUGGUUCAAACACCUCGAUUGUAUUAGUAUCACACAAGCAUGGAUUAGUUUCAGCCAAACGCAGCUUUUCACUUCGCUUGAUAUUAACCGGUGGAGCGGAGUCGAUGUGGAUUAUUUGUGGAUUACUGUAAUGUUUUUAUGAGCUGUUGGACUCCGAAGGAACCUAUUUACUGCAGAGGAUCCAUUUGUGUGCAGCUGAUGCAUAAUUUAUUCAAAUCUGUUCCAUUAAACAAAAAACAACCUUAUAACCUAAGGGUGAGUGCAUUUUCAGCAAAUCUGAACCAUUACUUUCAUGACUUCAUCUCAGUCAAAAACAAACCGGUUUGUUUCUCUUUCUUUUGUUAGAUACAAAAAGAUCCCUUUAUGCAAAUUAAUCGUAUGUGAUUUGAAACAUGUGGCAGAAAUAAUAAUAAUUCCACCUGUUCUGAACUGAAUGUUACAUGUUUUAGAAGACAUGUAUGAAUCACUUACUAUGAUACUUUUAUUGUAUUUUAGAUGCUGCUUUCACUGUAUGGAGAAAAAAAAAACAGUUUGGGAAAUGUCGCAAAAUGUAGUCUUUUUUGCUGUAACAACAUGAAGUUCAGUUGACAGAAGUGUAAU